This is a messenger RNA of Racocetra persica, 3614 nucleotides long. The record is from the annotation of a GenBank genome assembly. Lineage: Eukaryota; Fungi; Glomeromycota; Glomeromycetes; Diversisporales; Gigasporaceae.
CAAUGCUUAUUUCCACUGACGAAAAAAGUGCAAGGCCCGUUCCUUUGAAAAAAGUUGUAAUUGAAGCUCAUGUCAUCGAUAUGACAUACGAGAACAUAGAAAAAAAUAAAAUAAAGGCUGUUUAUAAGUUUAUGAUUCACGAUACCGUGGCAGUUUGCGGAUUUGAAGCUACAAUAGAUAAUAAAAGAAAAAUCAUAGGAAUAGUUAAAGAAGCUGAACAAGCCAAGGAAUAUGAUGAAGCUAUUAAACAAGGUCAUGGUGCUUAUUUACUUGAAGAACAAGAUUCAGAAGUGUUCAAAUGUUCUGUUGGCAACAUUAUGCCCGGCCAAAAAAUUGAGAUUCAAAUUAAAUACAUGAUUGAACUUAAACACGACGCAGAAACAGAUAGUGUUCGGUUCACUUUGCCGGCUACUAUUGCUCCAAAAUAUGGAUCGCAUAUUUUUAAUCACAAAAAGAUGCGUCUUUUCGAUAAAAUUUCAGAUUUGGAUUUUCCCCCUCUCGAGUUUUCCAUAGUUUGUAGGAUGAAUUCACCAAUCUGUAGUAUCAAAUCGCCUUCUCACAACAUUACUGAACUAAAAGAAAAACCAAGUAUAUCUAAAGUUACUUUGAAUGAAAAUAUUCAUUUUUUAGAAAAAGACUUCAUACUUCUUGUUAAAAGUCAAGACAUUGAUAAGCCUCGAGCAUUUAUCGAAUAUAAUCCCAUAACUGAGACCAAUUGCUUAAUGCUUACUUUAGUUCCGACAUUCAAACAUGGCUCAAUUCAGCAUAAUUUAAUUAAGAUGGAAUUGAUAUUUAUUAUUGAUAGGUCCAUGAAAGGUAGAUCUAUUGAGAAAGCAUCUAAAGCUCUUCAAUAUUUACUUCUUUCUAUUCCAGAAAGUUGCUUCUUUAAUGUGCUAUCAAUUGGACACAGAAGAAUUUAUAAUUUCUUUGAAAAAAGUCGGGAGUGGACAAAACCAAAUGUCGAGGAAGCCAUCAAAAAAGUUCAAAAAAUCACUGCAAAGGGUGGCACACACAUUUAUGAAGCUUUAGAGUGGGUAUUUGAACAUUCACGUUCUGAUAUGCCAACAUCAGUUCUCCUGUUCUCAGAUUUUGAGACAUCGCAUACAAGUCGAAUUGUUAAACUUAUAAAAGAUCAUCAAGAAAAAAAACACGAUUUAAGAAUAUUUUCAAUCGGAAUGAAUAAUAUUGUUUCAAAUCAUUUCAUUGAAUCCAUUGCUCGAGUCGGAAAGGGAUAUGCACAAUAUGUGUCCGAUUUAGAACAAAUGAACAAGAAAGCGAUGACCAUGCUUAGGAAUUCAUUAAAUCCGCCGAUCUCAGAUUAUGAAAUUACAUGGACCGUUGAGCCUAAUGAAGAAUCUCAGAAUAGUGGCCUCAAAGUUCAGCAAGUUCCAUUGAAAAUCCCAGAACUUUACAUUGGCGUUCGUUCAAUAAUUUAUUGUAUUUUAGAGAAGGGUGUUAAACCAUGCGACCAAAUCACAUUAAAAUCAAAAUUUCAAGAUCCUUUAAUUGUUCCAUUAGAUCAAUCUCCCUUACAGGGAUCAAAAAUUCACACACUUGCUACCAAAAAACUUAUUCGAGAAAUUGAAUAUGGAAAUUAUUAUCCCAAUCAUGCAAAGAAUGAAGAAUAUAUUCGUAAACAAAUUGUGAAUUUGGCAAAAUCUUAUAAUCUUAGUUCCAAAUAUACUAGUUUUACUGCAGUUGAAACGCAAAGUAUUGAGGAUCAUGAAAAAAAGAAGCAAGAAAUUGAGAAAAAAUUGUUCGCAGAAAAAUAUCAAAUACCUAAAAUGCAAAAUGCUUUUGGAGAAAAAGCGAUGAUGAAUGAAAAAUUUAAAGAUCUCGAAAGACAAAAAGAAGUGGAAUUAAAAAAAGAAAUACUCGGAAAAGAAAACGAAAUAGAAAGACUAAAAAAAGCAGAACGCAAAAAAGGAAUAGGUUUUGAUACAAUUGAAAUAAUUAAAACGAAAAUUACUUACCCAAAAACCAAAUCACCCGAGUUUUCAUCAAGUCUUGCAACUGCAAUUAACCAUUCAUAUUUGAAAGAUGCAGCGUCUAAAUAUAAAGAUGAUUGGGUAGAGAAAUAUGAUAAAGCUCGUGACUAUCUUUCUAAACAAAUUGGUGAUGCCGAAGUUGAAAUAGAAGUAUUUGAUUCUGUUGAUGAGUAUGUAAAUGAUAAAACUACAGAUAAAGUUAUUGACGAAAAGAAACGAGAUGAAAUUGAUCUCAAAAAAGAUGAAAUACCAAAAGUAGAAGAACCUAAAGCUAAAGCCUCUCAAGAAAGAUGCAAAAAAGACAAUAGUCUUCAAUUUCCUUCGGGUGAUUUUUAUAUAAAAUCGGCUAUUUCAUUGUCUGAUGUUUCUACUUCAUCCGCAUCCGCUCAAAACAUGGUAUUCGAUAUUAAACGCAGUUUAUGCAUGCCUUGGUGUAUUGUCAAGGAUGGAACAAAAGCCAUUAUCGCCCAACAAAAGAACGUUGAUCAAGAUGGCCAUCAACUUUGGCAUCAUGAAAAUGGUUUGCUAAUUAACAAGCAAACAAAUUUAUGCCUAGAAGUGGAAUCAGUGAAAGAAGGGACCUAUCUCAGUGUUCACCAAAAAAGAAAUUCGAAUCAAUCUAAUAAUCAGCGUUGGAUCCUUACCACUGAGGGACAUAUAGCGUUAAGAAAAAAUCCUAAAUUCGUGAUUGAGGUCCUCUUUAAAGGAACAGCUGUGAAAGAUGGAUCAUAUCUUACUCUCACCAAUACUAAAUCGAAGAACUUUAAAGACGACCUUAGAUCUAAAUUUGUUAUUGUUCAUAAGAAACAACAUCUUGAUUGUGCUAUUAUCGGUAUUAUUAGACUAGAAUUAAUAAGUGCCAAAAACAUCGAUUCUUCCUUUACUAAAGGAAAGUCUUAUAUUCGAAUUUUUAAUGAGGCUAGCAAAGAAACUGUUACGCAAACUAAAAUUAUUGAUAAUGAUUUGGAUCCCAUCUGGAAUGAAGUUCAUUAUCUUCCAAUUAAAAAUAUUGGCGACAAAUUCAUGUUCGAUGUGAUGGACUACUGUUCUAGUACGGAAGAUAAAUCGCUCGGAAAUUAUCAUUUUGAGGUUAAUCGAGAUUUUGUCAAAGAAAUUUCUGAAGGUAUUUAUGAAGGCACACAAAAUGACAUCGAUAUUUGGGCGAAACUUUCAACUAAGGGUCAAAUUCAUUAUAGAGCAAAAUUUUUCUCUCUUGAACCUCUUCCAAUACCAACACCUGAUUUUCUUUCGGACCUUAAGGAAAAUCCUUUUAAUUUAUCAACGCUUUGCGUUAUCAUCGCUUUACAAGCACUAAAUGGAAGUUUUCCACCUUCAAAUACAUUAGCCAAUUUAUUUGGGUAUGAAUCACCAGUGAAGCUCUUCGAUUUAUACAAAUCACAUUGUUGCGAAGAUCGUGUCUUAAAUAUUGAUAAAACAGUAUGGACCACUAGUAUGAUCAUAUGGUUCUUGAAAUCUAUGUUAAAAGAAUACCGACGCGAAUGGGCUAGCAUUUAUGAACGUGCCGAACAAUACAUUAAUGAUGAAGUACAUUGUGAUCAAGAAAUCGAAAAAAUUGUGUUGGAUACUGGUGAGAAGGCAGUUCAUGGGAGGUUCAAUAUUAGAUAA